AUGUCAUACCUGUGGAUUCUGCUAUUAGGAAGCCUGCUGGCUACAAGCGCCAAGGCACAAGAUGAUGCUGCAGCUCCUGAACCUGAAGCAGCCCCAGAAGCGGCUCCUGAUGCAGAAGCAGUUCCUGAAGCAGCUCCAGAACCAGCUCCUGAAUCAGCUCCUGAAUCAGCUCCUGAAGCAGAACCAGAAGCAGCCGCAGCCCCUGAAGCAGACCCAGAAGCAGCCGCAGCCCCUGAAGCAGACCCAGAAGCAGCCGCAGCCCCUGAAGCAGACCCAGAAGCAGCCGCAGCUCCUGAAGCAGCCGCGGAGGAAACUGACAAAGCAGCCGACGAAACAGAAGCCGAGCCUUCUGCUGAACCUGAAGCCGGAGCCGAUGAUACUGUGGUCCUUGAGGCUGGUGAAGCAGAACCAGCGUCCGCUGCUCCAGCCGACACAGAGACAGAAGCCGCUGCAGCAACACCAGCUCCAGCACCUGCAGCUGAUCCAGAGGUUGAGGCUCCAAAGGCUGAGGAACCAACAGCUAAAGAAGUGGAAGCUUCCCCAAGCAGUACCGAAGCACCCACCCAGGAGGAGAGUGGACCUGGGGCAGCAGCAGAUACUGAGGAGAAGCAAACAGACCCUGCUGCUGAAGCAACAAAACCAGCCGCAGAGGAACCAAAAGUGGAGGACCCAGAGAGUCUUGACCUGGAAGAUGCUCUGACAGGAAAUGCUGCAGAGGAAAACUCAGGAAAAAGCCGCAGUAUGGGACCUGGAGCACAUGCUGCAGGCGCCUUAGGAGACGCGGGAAAACCUGAAGCCCAAGAGGCCAGCUCCGGCUCUAUAGCAGGCAUCCUGAGUGCAAUCGGUGUGGCCAUAGUGGGAGCUGCUACUGGAUAUUACACAUACCAACGGAAGAAACUGUGCUUCAAAAACAGACAAGAAGCUGAUCCUGAAGCUGUCCGCAAAGCUGAUACUGAAGGGGCUCAGGCAGAUCCCCAGGUCCUUAGCAACCUGCUAAACUCCUCCUAAAGCAGCAAUGUUCAUGACAGCUUGGAUCAACAACCGGCAAGAAAGUGGCAAUCUCACUGUUAGGCUCUAUCUGUAGAGCUAAAUUACUGUGAGGCCCGAGUAGAGCUGUGGGUGUGUGUAUGUGCGUGUGUAUGUGCGUGUCUGUGUGUGUGCGUGUGAGAGAGAGAGAGAUUGCAUUUGUAUGUUCAGUCUUGUGUGUGCAUAUAUGUGGGGAGUAAAUAUAAGAGAAUCAAAGGGGGUUUUAGGAUUGUUACUACAAAGGAAAUUAUUGAAACAAUUAGACCAUCUUUCCACUUUAAACUAAAUCAUGAAAGUGGACAUCAAAGGGAUUUAAUCUCAAA
Molecule: messenger RNA, 1349 nt
Organism: Notothenia coriiceps (black rockcod)
Lineage: Eukaryota; Metazoa; Chordata; Actinopteri; Perciformes; Nototheniidae
Product: fibrous sheath CABYR-binding protein
Exons: 11
Coding region: 1-1008 (335 amino acids)
Biological process (GO): T cell extravasation; positive regulation of neutrophil extravasation; homotypic cell-cell adhesion
Cellular component (GO): plasma membrane
Source: RefSeq, a predicted model, not a curated record